GUGAAAAGUUGUCGGGAGAUUAGACCGCGUGAUAAAAGUAUGGGAUUAUAAAAACUCUGUGUUUUGUGUCGAGGAGCUGCGCGGUGUGAGUGAGGUUAGAGUGCAGUCUGUGCUCCCACUGCGCGACAGGCUGCCAUGAGUGACACCAGAGGAAACGAGGAGGAAAAUGAAGUUACACUUUUACUCACAAACGGCAUGGGCAGCCAGAGCAGAGAAGCCUCCUUCGCUUUUUCUGUUUUUAACCUGAUGAAUGCCAUCAUGGGCAGUGGCAUUCUGGGCCUAGCUUAUGCAAUGGCCAACACAGGCAUUGUUGGAUUUUGUUUACUUCUGAUGUUAGUGUCUUCUCUGGCAGCCUACUCAGUCCACCUCCUCCUAAAGCUUUGUGACCAAACAGGUAUCAAUUCAUACGAAAGUCUUGGGGAGCGGGCAUUACAAAAACCUGGAAAGGUCUUGGUUGGAUGUGCUAUUUUGAUUCAAAACAUUGGUGGUGAGUCAAUUCCUUGACACCUACGAGUACCAAUA
Messenger RNA from Periophthalmus magnuspinnatus, 522 nucleotides. Its product is annotated as probable sodium-coupled neutral amino acid transporter 6. Bases 136 to 504 code for a protein of 122 amino acids. The record is from RefSeq and is a predicted model, not a curated record. NCBI's taxonomy places the organism in Eukaryota, Metazoa, Chordata, Actinopteri, Gobiiformes, Gobiidae. Gene Ontology annotation, biological process: L-glutamine transport; amino acid transmembrane transport. Gene Ontology annotation, molecular function: L-glutamine transmembrane transporter activity. The transcript has 5 exons.